Messenger RNA from Tupaia belangeri chinensis (Chinese tree shrew), 2872 nucleotides. It is a transcript of the gene SYNJ2BP, whose product is annotated as synaptojanin 2 binding protein. NCBI's taxonomy places the organism in Eukaryota, Metazoa, Chordata, Mammalia, Scandentia, Tupaiidae. Bases 187 to 576 code for a protein of 129 amino acids. Gene Ontology annotation, molecular function: protein kinase binding. The record is from RefSeq and is a predicted model, not a curated record. The transcript has 5 exons. Gene Ontology annotation, cellular component: cell junction; basolateral plasma membrane. Gene Ontology annotation, biological process: establishment or maintenance of epithelial cell apical/basal polarity; receptor localization to synapse; embryo development.
CGUUCACCUGCGCGGAUCACCGCCUGACCCGAGUAGGAAGCCAGGCCACCGGUAAAACAUGAACGGGAGAGCCGCUUAUGUGGUCACCGAGGAAGAGAUCAAUCUUACCAGAGGACCCUCGGAAGGAUUUGAGGCAUCUUAAAUGACUAAGAAUUUCCAGUGGAAAGUUUUUAUAGUUUGGUGUUGAUGGAGCUGAGGGCAUAUCAAGGGCUGGGCUUCAACAUCGUCGGUGGGACAGAUCAGCAGUAUGUCUCCAACGACAGUGGCAUCUACGUCAGCCGUAUCAAAGAGAAUGGGGCUGCGGCCCUGGAUGGGCGGCUCCAGGAGGGUGAUAAGAUCCUUUCGAUCAAUGGCCAAGACCUAAAGAACCUGCUGCACCAGGAUGCUGUAGACCUCUUUCGUAACGCAGGCUAUGCUGUGUCUCUGAGAGUGCAGCACAGGUUGCAGGUGCAGAAUGGACCUAUAGGACAUCGAGGAGAAGGGGAGCCAAGUGGUAUUCCCAUAGCAAUGGUAUUAGUGCCAUUGUUUGCCCUCACCAUGGUGGCAGCCUGGGCCUUCAUGAGAUACCGGCAGUAACUCUGAAAAGCCUGCUUUCUUCUAGUGCGUCCAAUGAAGAUACAUUUCUCCCACCCUCUUCCCCUGCCAUUCUCCCACAUCUUUCCCUCUCUUCGUAGCCAACAUCUGAUUUAAGGUGACUGAUCCUUGCCUAGAACCUUGCUGUUCGGAUUGCUAGUCUUCAUAUUCUAAUGGGAGAGUAAAGGUAUUGUUUGAAGGAAAACUGAAGAAAAGACUUACUAAGAACAAAUAAGGAAUUAUCUAUUUUACCAAGACUGCUACUAGAAAUUCAGCUACCACCCAAAGAGGGAAAGGUCCAGUGUUCCAGUCACCAUGGAUGACACGUUUUUUCCCCUUAACUGGCAUGCCUUAAAAGCCAGCUGUGUUAUAUGGGAGGAGGAGAGGAUUUUUCUUUUUGAUAAUCUUCCUUGUGAAGUUUUUGUGGCCUUUAUUUAAUUUGUAACUACAUACCUGGGUGCCUAUAUCAGACAAAGGAGAACUAGAACAUUUUUAGUUUUUUAAAAAAGGAAACACACAUAUAUGUAUCUGUGGAGUAUAUAGUGAUGCCUAAUGGAGAAUUAAAGAGAUGAGAAAGUUGCUCUGGUUUCUAGAUUUCUGAUUUAAAGAUCUUAAGUGAUGAACUUGAAGACUUAUUUACAGAGGACAUCUAGUGGGAACAAGGGAGCGAGGCUUAAAGGAGGAUGCCCAGUCUGAGUCGUUAAAAAUAGAACUGAAAAAAUAUGUGUAACUGAAGGAACUAACUGAAAACCUUAGAAGAACAUUAUUUUUUCUCAUAAUAGCUGUGGUAAAGUUGAAGUAAAUUGCCAUAAUCCAGCUCUGUUUAAGUCAGUCUGUUCAAAACCUUCGGGGUGUAGAGACAAAUCUUAUCAAUUUUUGGAUUACCCUAGUGACUUGAUAUCUCAUAGUCCUGUUAAAGGGUCAGCUAGAGUGAUUGUGGUCAAGGAUGUAGCAAUGGGGCCAAAUCAACUCAGUGCGAAAACAUGGAAAGUACAAAAGAUAGUGCCUCUAAAGUGGCAUCUGAACCCUCCGGGCUGUCUACAAGUCUUUUUGUAACAAGUCUAGUAAUAAGCAAACCUGAGAGAAGGAAUGGCUGCCACGGCAGGAUAGGCAUGAAGUCAGCUGGCUUCCGAGAGGUCCUAGAUUGUUACCUUUUGUUGUUUUAUUUUGUUUUCUAAAAGUUCUAAACACUGGUUCUGGUUUUAUUUAGUACAUUGUUUUCCAGGGAAGGGUAGAAGUUUUGUUUGUUUUAGGCGUAGGGAAAUUCAGUGGGUGUUUCAUCGGGAAGCCUAGUAGGAGGAUAGGAAUGAAUGGAUGUCAAGGAAUAUGAAGCGUAUUGGUGAGGUGGGAACUACCCUGUUCACAUGCUAUUUAAAGUUGGAUUUAAAGCAUGAAAGAUGGCAGAACUAAGGGUAAUUUUCUGGCUUUAGGAAAUUCAUUUUCAUUCUGCGGAUAUACUGGCCAUGUUGUAGGCCUUGUAUAAUUUUGACAGCAAGAUUAUGAGGAUUUUCAGGCAAUCAGUUUUACCCUGCUUUUCACAUGGAUGAUCUAGUAAUUAUUUAACAAGCAUUGACUGGACAUCAGCUCUGUUAAGACAUUCUUUAAAAAGAAGUAAAAGGUACAGCUUCCAUCCUAAAAGGCCUUUUUGAUUCCAUUUGGUAAGAGAAUACUUAAAAUGGAUUUAGCCUCACAGGCAGGACAAUGUAAGUUGGUGUUAAGUUUAUAUGGCAGACUGAAAAAGACAGGAUACUGAGAAUCAGGGCACUUAAGAUAGUUCCAUGGGGGAAGAGAACAAGUUAAGGACUCUUGUGGAGCCACUGUCUGGUUACACGAAGUCAUAAAUAGGUGAAAAAUUAAAAUGUAUCAUCAGGUUAACUAAUAAUUGAAAACAAUAAUAAAGGAAAUGGUUCUAUGCAGGACAUAAAGUAACAACAAAGAAUAUAUGCAGACAGCUACCACAUUUUUUAAAAAAAAGUUUAGGGAAAACUGCCAUAUAAUAGCAACAGGCUAAAUUGGAAAGGAAAAGUCUUUUAAAAAUAAAAGGUCCCAUGAAAUCUUGCCUCUGGGUUAAAUAUUGGUACAGGAAGAAACUGGCUUUAAAUGAUCGUGGUAUAACUUAACAAUGUCUUUCAACCUUAACUGUUCAGUACCUUUGAGACUUGGACACCUGAACACAUUAUAGGUUCACAGAGAAACACUGACAAUAUUCCAUGUCUCACUUGAGCCCACCCCGCUGUGGAGGCAGACCCUCUGGUACCUUUUCUGUAACUGAAAGCAUAGUCAGCAGCUUCUGCAGUGG